AUGGCAAUCACACGAGACCAAACCAGAAAGACCAACAAUCCUUCAGCAAGAGGCAUCAUCAAGAAAAGCGCCACUAAAACCAAAACUCUCGCUUUAAGACAACGAAAGACACUCGACGGAGAAACUAAAUCUCAAAAGUGUUUCCUGCCCUUCCUACCCGCAGAACUUCUAGAGAUGAUAAUCAACCAAGACUGCUUAGAGACCGAAGACCACUGGAAUCUCCGCCGCGUAUCAUCCCGUAUAUUCCACAUGACUGCAAACACCAUCUUCAAGGGUGGAGAGUUUCGCAUGUUCCGUUACGCCCUCAGACAUGCAGACAUAGACAUUAUGAACAGAUGCAAAGAGCUGAACCCACCACCAACAGACAUCACAUGGGCUUACGAGGCCUACAGAAUCGAGGUGCUUAAGGGGGAUAGUCUCAAUCUCCGGGAUCCGCCCCCACAAUCCGAAGAUAGUCUACCCCAGGGCCCAGGCUAUUUCCUCCUCGAGGGCUUCAAGUCGAAACAUUUCUCGGCGGACCAAUACAUCAAAGCGGCUGGGUGGCUCAUGGAUAAUGGCUUCAAGGUCUUUAAUCCUGCCGAAGAGAGUAUUUGGAAUGCCGGCUUGAACGGAUACUUCAUCUCGUACAGGCUGCUCGAUGUAUUGACAACAGCAAGUAGUAAGAAGGAACAGGACGACAUCUGCCGCAUCAUUGAGUUUCUUCGUGCCAAGGGUUACGAGUUCCUAUUGCGCAGUCGUGUUGAAGACACCGGCCAUUACAGAACCCCAGCAGAGACGCUUCUCCAUGACAACUCUUUCGGAGCGUUUCGUCGCUGCUACGAUAGGCCUUCCUUGAUGUUGGUCAUGAUGAAGUCUGGAUGUCCACCCUCUGUUCUUGAGCUUUACCUUGAGCAGCUCGAGGAAGAUGGCAUGUGCCUAAAAGGCCUUGCGACGCGGCGCCACGAGGAGAAACAGAAUGGGAACCUACAUCGAUUCUCCCGUACUGAAGUCGCUCAGCUCAUCGACGUCUAUCUUGAUGAGGUUUUCGGCCUCUGGACCUGGUGGUGGGAAACGCCCGAUCAGAUGGGCGACACUCUCGAGGCCAAGAUAGAGCUGCUGAUCCAGUAUCAAGGUAUCGAUGGGGAGGAAGAGAAGUUGCUCAACGACAUUCUCACAGCGUUACGUCGAAUAGAGGUCAAGAUCAUGAAGCUAGGGGGUCUCGACUACGAACGCGAUGCCUCCUGGUGCUGGACCGAGCUAAUCAUGUCUGUCACUGAUAUCAACAGGAAGAGGAAUCGUGCGUUGGAUCAGUAUGAUGAGUACAUGACCUAUUCAAAGCCGUGGAAGUGCUUACACGAGUUCUUCCACACCAUCCACUGGUGA
Messenger RNA from Fusarium venenatum, 1362 nucleotides. RefSeq lists its product as uncharacterized. The record is from RefSeq and is a predicted model, not a curated record. Lineage: Eukaryota; Fungi; Ascomycota; Sordariomycetes; Hypocreales; Nectriaceae.